AUGUCUUCUCACAAGACUUUUAGGAUCCAGUGGUUUCUGACCAAGAAACAAAAACAGGAUUGUCCCAUCCUGCAAUGGAUUCAGAUGAAACCUGGUAAGAAAAUCUGGUACGACUCCAAGAGGAGAUACUGGAGAAGAACCCAACUGGGUUUAUAA
Molecule: messenger RNA, 156 nt
Organism: Callorhinus ursinus (northern fur seal)
Lineage: Eukaryota; Metazoa; Chordata; Mammalia; Carnivora; Otariidae
Source: RefSeq, a predicted model, not a curated record